UAUAUUAUUUAUAUUUGUAAUCGCUUCUGCACAAUGUUCAAUUCUGCUUUAUUAUAAUUCAUUACUUGGCGUGUUCGUAUGAACUACUAACAAAAGACUCUCUUUAUUGUAAUACAAAGAGUAGCUAACAUUGGUAUUUUGUGUAUAGAACUGGUUCACAAUCAUCUUGAAAAUUUUUUUAUCUUUAUUAUUUUUCACCAUAUGGUUCGGUUAUUAGCAUAAAACUAUAAAAUAUUCUUAGUUUUUUAAGAGUAAUGUUUAUUAAAAUGGCUAUUAAAAAAUAUUUUUAAUGAAAGACAUUUUUCAAUAUUUGUUAAAAUUUUAUUAAUGGACAAAAUGAUACUAAAAUUUUAAAGAUAGAAAAUAUGACUACAAAUAUCAUAUUGCCCUAAUCUACAGAAAAUAGAAUAAAAACUGCCUAAAGAAUCUGCUGGCUUAUUAAUUUAAGUACUUAACAUACUAGAUUUGAAUAUUGAUAUUUUGUAAAUUGUUAUUAGUCAAAAAUUCUAAUAUGGUUGACCAUGCUCCUGGAACAUCUGGAUCCAUUAAUAGCUAUGAAAAUGAAGAAAUAUUAACUUGGAAGCAUCCAAUGCAUAUUUUCCAACGAAUUUUAGCAUUGAUUUUUAUGUGUUUAAUUGGAUUUGGUUCUUAUUUCUGUUAUGAUAACCCCGGAGCAUUACAAGACAACUUUUUAAAGGAUUUAAAUUUAACUACUUCUCAAUUUGUCUAUUUAUAUACUUGGUAUUCCUGGCCAAAUGUUAUUCUAUGCUUUGUGGGUGGUUUUCUUAUUGACAGAGUUUUUGGAUUACGUUUAGGAACCAUUAUUUAUGCAUUGUUGGUUGUCAUUGGGCAAGUAGUUUUUGCAAGUGGUGCAUAUUUCAAUAGAUUGUGGAUUAUGCUUCUAGGACGUCUGAUAUUUGGAAUAGGAGGUGAAUCAUUAGCAGUUGCUCAAAAUAGUUAUGCAGUUUUAUGGUUUAAAGGUAAAGAACUUAAUAUGGUGUUUGGAUUUCAAUUAAGCUUUGCAAGAGUAGGAUCAACUGUUAACUUUUUGGUGAUGGAACCAUUAUAUCAAUAUAUCAAAACUGUGUUUAAUUUUCCUGAUAAUAAGUCAAUGGCAUUUGUUUUAUUUGCAGCCAGUUUAACUUGUGUUAUUUCUCUAAUGAGCUCAUUAAUUUUGGCUUGGCAAGAUAAGAGAGCUGAAAGAUUGUUACACAGAAAGUUGCCUUCUGCUGAGGAAGUAGUAAAGAUAACAGAUGUGAAGAAUUUUAAUAAAUCAUUUUGGCUUGUAACAUUUAUUAUUGUUUGUUAUUAUACAUCUAUAUUCCCAUUUGUCGCUCUUGGAAAGGUAUUUUUUGAAAAGAAGUAUCACUUCAGUUCCGGGGAAGCUAAUAUUAUUAAUGGAAUCAUAUAUAGUUCAGGUGCAUUUCUUGCACCGUUAUUUGGUAUUAUUAUAGACAAAACUGGACGAAAUUUAUUUUGGGUAUUUAUAUCAAUCUUUGGAACAUUAGUUGCACAUUUGUUGUUAACUUUAACUUAUGUUAACCCCUAUAUUGCAAUGUUAACAAUGGGUACUUCAUACUCUAUGCUAGCUAGUGCAUUAUGGCCAUUAAUCGCUAUGGUAGUGCCUGAACGUCAAAUGGGAACAGCUUAUGGCAUAGCUCAAUCUGUUGAAAAUCUGGGACUUGGUACAGUAGCUUUACUAACUGGUAUUAUAGUUGAUGCAGAUGGUUACUUUUUGGUUGAAUUAUUUUUCUGUCUGUUAUUGAGUGUUGCAAUACUUUUGGCUUCAAUUUUAUGGUUAUCAGAUUCUUUGGGUAAAAAAGAGUUAAAUAUGAGUAUUAAAGAGAGAAAACAGUUGCAACUAAUUAAAAAUUCUGAUCCAGAAGAGCAAAAUCUACUUAAUGACGCAUUAAAUGAAGACUAAAAAGUAUAUUGCACUUUUAUUUUUUUAAAUUAUUGACUACAAUAUUUUAUUUUUUUGUGUUUAUUUUAUCAAUACUCAGUUAUAGGAAAUAAUUAUCAAAAUUGUGUUUCUAAAUUUUAGAACACACACUAAUAUAUAUACAUGUUAUUAUUAUUAUUGUGAAAAAUUAUUAUGUGUCUUGAUAAAUAAUAUCAUAAUUACUGUAUACUUGAUCAAAAAAAUAUAUAUUUAAAACUAUUUAUCUACUCUUAUAGUAUGUUUAACAUGAAUAUGUAUACAAAUAUAUGGUAAUAUUAUGAACAUAUAUGUUUAAAGGAUUUAAAAACAAUCUAUUUAGUAUAUAUAAAAAAAUCAUAAUUUAUUUUAAUUUUUAAUUUAAAUCAUUCCAUAUCAAACUGUAUAUUUUAGUUUUUAGUACGAUCAUGUGUACUAAGAUUUCAUUAUUACAUAAUAUUAUUGCACAUAUUUUUAUGUUCCUUGUAAGUUUUUUAAUUUUAGUACUUAGUUACUUCUGUAUAAUUUGUUUGUAUUUAUCUAGAUAAUUUUUAAUUUUUAUUAUUUUGAUUAUUGUGCUGUUUUUACUUGCAACCUAUUUAUUAAGUUUUAUUUAUGAUUAAAAUUUUAUUAUUAUACUGGAGAAUUGUAAUUAUUAAAUGUUAUAAAUUUGA
This is a messenger RNA of Daktulosphaira vitifoliae (grape phylloxera), 2592 nucleotides long. RefSeq names its product major facilitator superfamily domain-containing protein 1. The record is from RefSeq and is a predicted model, not a curated record. Gene Ontology annotation, cellular component: lysosome. The coding region runs from base 512 to 1924 and encodes 470 amino acids. The transcript has 11 exons. Gene Ontology annotation, molecular function: transmembrane transporter activity. Lineage: Eukaryota; Metazoa; Arthropoda; Insecta; Hemiptera; Phylloxeridae. Gene Ontology annotation, biological process: transmembrane transport.